Sorghum bicolor (sorghum) is the source of this 3511-nucleotide messenger RNA. Its product is annotated as probable inactive leucine-rich repeat receptor-like protein kinase At3g03770. The transcript is spliced from 7 exons. The record is from RefSeq and is a predicted model, not a curated record. Gene Ontology annotation, biological process: protein phosphorylation. Gene Ontology annotation, molecular function: protein kinase activity; ATP binding. The coding region runs from base 734 to 3118 and encodes 794 amino acids. Gene Ontology annotation, cellular component: membrane. Lineage: Eukaryota; Viridiplantae; Streptophyta; Magnoliopsida; Poales; Poaceae.
CUACAAUAAUACUACUUGAAACCUCGCUAAAGCAGCAGGGAUUAAAAGAAGGGAAUCUAAUCCCAAAAAAGCAGAGAAGCAUCACACAAUCUGCUUCUUUGUGUUUUUUUUUUCUUCUUAAAUUUUCGCUGCCAACAUAAAGACAGUGAUAAAUAGUACAUGUGUGUCUGUGAGAGGGAAAGCACUGAGCACUAUCACUACUGGACUCCCUGACUGCCAUACCAUCCCUUGUCCGUUGCCUGCUCCCUUCUCCGGCUCUCCCCGUGUCCAGCUCAGGCUUUGGAGACACCACCUGUCCGUUGCUCCAGGCGCCUCUUCCUCUGCCACCCCCCGUGAUGCUCUGCGCCGCACCACUACUAGGCGACACUCGCCGAGUGAGCGAGCUCUACAAGUCUACAACAGCACAAAUAACAUCGGCAAGCGAGCAUAAACAGCAGCAAGGAGGGGCACAAAGCCCGUUCUUCGAACGGUUCAUCUAUCCGUUGUUGUUCUGAUGCCUUCACCAUUGAUUUGAGCUCUGAAGAAGGUUUCCCUGGCUGGCGCUCCUUCAUCGCUGCUCCGGCGACUGCACUGCAAGAAGGAGAAACCAAUCCAAGAUCAGGCAAAGACAGGCCUAGCUUCACCGAUAAGCUUUUCGUGCUCCACUGCAUAGUGUUUCGUGUUUCGAUCAAGAGCAUAGUGAAGCAGUAACCACACUCCACACAGUGUUUUCUUGAUCGAGAAAUCUUCUCCAAUGGCGACGCCGAGCCAUCUCCUGCUCAUCUUCUUCUCGGCGUUUCUUGCAUUGAUCCCGGAGACCACGCAGCUCCAGCCUUCGCAGGUAUGGACUCUGAUCAAGAUCCAGCAGCUCCUGAACAACCCUCCAAUGGUCAGCCACUGGCGCCACAGCACCGACUUCUGCGGCGGCGCCGGCGGCUCCAUGGGUCCGGCGGGCACGGCGGCCGUCCUGUGCUACGGGGACACUGUGACGCAGCUCCACAUCGCCGGCGCAGCGGGCGCGCCGCCUCUGCCCCGGAACUUCUCCAUCGGGGCCGUCGUCACGACGCUGUCCAGGUUCCCCGACCUCAAGGUGCUCACGCUGUCCGGGCUCGGCCUCUGGGGGCCCUUGCCGGGCAAGCUCGGUCGGCUCGCCUCGCUGGAGAUCGUCAACAUGAGCGGGAACUACCUCUUUGGCGCGGUCCCGCGGGGAAUGUCGCGCCUCGUCGGCCUCCAGACGCUGGUCCUCGACGACAACAUGCUGGGCGGCGAGGUACCCGCCUGGAUCGGCGCGCUGCCGUCGCUGGCCGUGCUGAGCCUGCGGAACAACACGUUCCAGGGCGCCGUGCCGGAGUCCCUCGGGACCGCGCCGUCGCUGCGGUCGCUCGUGCUCGCGUCCAACAACCUGUCCGGGAACCUGCCGGACAUGAGCCGGCAGAGCAACCUCCAGGUGCUCGACGUCGGCGGCAACUCGCUCGGGCCGGCGUUCCCCAGGCUUGGGAGGAAGGUGGUCACCGUGGUCCUGAGCAGGAACAGGUUCGGCGGCGGCCUCCCGCCAGAGCUGGGCUCGUUUUACCUCCUGGAGCAUCUGGACGUGUCGUGGAACCGCUUCGUCGGGCCGUUCGCGCCGGCGCUGCUCUCCCUGCCGUCCAUCCGGUACCUGAACAUCGCCGGCAACAGGUUCACCGGGACUCUGUCCGACAAGGCGCCGUGCGGAGACAACCUCCGGUUCGUCGACCUGUCGCUGAACCUCCUCAUGGGGAGCGUGCCGACCUGCUUGAGGUCACCGGACAGGAAGCCUGACACGGUGGUGCUCGUGUCCACCAACUGCCUGGAUGACAGCGACGGUUCGCAACACCCGUCACCGUUCUGCCAGAACCAGGCCUUGGCCGUGGGGAUAGUGCCCGGCGGCAAGGAGAGGAAGAAGAUCGCAAGCCAGGCAGGCUUCGUGGCCGGCAUUGUGAUGGCGAUCCUUGUCGCCAUUUCUGCUGUCGGUCUCAUCGUCUUCUUCGCUGUGAGGAGGGCAGCCAUGAAAGGUUCUGAGUCGAGGGCUCCCACAACUUCGGAGGAGGAAAAUUCUUCGACUGGUUACCCUUCCAAGCUGCUCGCUGAUGCACGAUACAUAUCACAGACGGUGAAACUAGGAGCCCUGGGAAUCCCGUCAUACAGAUCAUUCUCUUUGGUCGAACUUGAAGCUGCAACCAAUGACUUUGAAAACUCUCACCUGCUGGGACAAGACUCUCACGGCGAGAUGUACCGAGGAAGGUUAGGCAAUGGCACGCCAGUGACGAUCAGGACUCUGAAGAUGAAGAGGAGCCAGACUACCCAGAGCAUCAACCGCCACAUCGAGAUGAUCUCCAGGCUCAGGCAUCAGAACCUGGUCAGCGCUCUGGGACACUGCUUUGAGUACGAUCUCCAUGAGUCCACUGUGACCCAGCUGUACAUCGUGUUCGAGUACGUGCAGAAUGGGAACCUGAGGAGCAGGAUCUCGCAAGGGACUGAAGGGUGCAGACUUACCUGGUCACAGAGGAUAUCGGCCGUCAUAGGUGUCGCCAAGGGUAUCCAGUUCCUGCACGGAGGGAUCAUACCUAGCCUAGUUGGAAACGAUCUGAGUAUCACGAACAUCCUUCUGGAUCAGAACCAUGUCGCCAAAAUCGGCAGCUACAACAUCCCGAUCCUAGCAGAGGCCAUGAAAUCCGAGCAGGGAGGAGCUGGAAACAAGUCCCAAACCGACAGUCGGAUGAAGAGCGAUAAGGCAGACAUCUUUGACUUCGGGGUGAUCCUACUUGAGGUUGUGUCUGGGAAGACCAUCACGUCCAUGUAUGAAGUGGAGAUCCUGAAAGAGCUGCUUGCAUGGGCGAUUGCCGACGAGGACCGGGUGAGAAAGAGGAGCUUCGCAGACCCCGCGGUGAGCAAAGGGUGCUCAGACGAAUCGCUGAGGACGGUCAUGGAGAUCUGCCAGAGGUGCCUGGCCAAGGAGGCGUCGCAGCGGCCGUCGGUGGAGGACGUGCUAUGGAACCUGCAGUUCGCCGCCCAGGUGCAGGACGACUGGGAGCUGGAUGCCUGGAGCAGCAGCGGAGGAAGCCCAGUGUCGUCGUCGUCCAGGGCCACCAGGUCGAGCCGGCUACAAUUGAGCAGAUGAUCAGGUGGUUCUUCAGUAAAGCAGUCGCAUGAUCUGAAGAUGGAAACGCUGGCCAGCCUACAGCAUCUGCCUCUGAUUGAAUGCUGAAGCAGGAUCCGCUCAACUGAAAGUUCUUUCUUUCUGCCACUGUAGAGUUCUUUUUUGGCUCCUUUUUAUCAAAUCAUAUCCCUAUCUAAGAGUACAAUAAUGGUGUGCCUUUUUUCGAUUUUGUCUCCAAUUGGUAGCACAAUAAUGAUGUAAUAGGCAUUUCCUUCUACGUUCUGAAUUUUGUGGUCAUCAUGUAACUACUGCUGACAACAAGGACAGGAACAGGAUGAACAGCCUCCACAGGAGCACCCUCGUGAGAGGUCGUUCGUGCAGCGAGAAAGAAGCAUAUGAGGUUAUUACUGCAAA